Messenger RNA from Lutzomyia longipalpis, 1148 nucleotides. Its product is annotated as titin-like. The transcript has 3 exons. The record is from RefSeq and is a predicted model, not a curated record. Bases 478 to 1137 code for a protein of 219 amino acids. Lineage: Eukaryota; Metazoa; Arthropoda; Insecta; Diptera; Psychodidae.
AGUGGGUACCAGGGAUGACUGUGGCUUAGUUGAUGGUGUGCGCUGUAUCACAGAACAUCGCACCGCCGCCUCGGGUGGCGCUGGGCUGGCUUUGCUAUCACUACCUGAUGCAAUCACCUUCGUGGCCGUCGUGGAGAGAUUUAUUAGCUUCUCCUCCGGAAUGAUGGGCUUCUCCUCCACCAGCACCACCGAUGAUUUGGUCUCCUUCUUAUCUUUGCGCUGUAGCCCCGGCUUUGGGUACUCCUUCCGUUCGGCCUGUGUUAGAAUGUGACUCCUACUUCCGUAGGGGAUGUCUCCGCCCAAAAUUGAUGAGAUGAAACGUCGCGGGAGGGGUCGAUCGGGGGCUUUCUCGCUACUCUGUGCCUGCUGUACGCGAUGUGACGAUGUCUCCGGAGCAGGUGGACUCGGUGAGAGGCGAUUUUCUUCCGCAAAGAUGUCCCCAACUGCAAAUGAAAAGGAAAGAGAAAAGUUCCAAACAUGAUUGAAAAACAUCCAAUAUUAUCUAUCCAAGAAGAAGUCAUUUGCGACGAUUCGGGAUCGGAAUUUUCUGAAGAUGAAUUUUCUGAUGAAGAAAAUUUUUUUGGUGAAAAUUCUGAAGAAUACGUCGAGGAAGAAAACGGCGGAAAUGAAAGUCGUCAAGAUGAAGCAGAAUCAGAAAUUCUUGAAGCAGCAGAACCAGAAAUUCCUGAACGAGCAGAACCAGAGAUUUCUGAAGAGGCUGAACCAGCGAUUCUUGAAGAUAUGGAACCAGAAAUGUUUGAAGAUGCAGAACUAGAGAUUCCCAAAAAAGCAAAACUAGAUAUUCCUGAACAAACAGAAGCAGAGAUUUCUGAAACAUCAGAACCAGAAACUUCUAAAGACGUGGAACCAGAGAGCCAACCAAACGUACCUAUCGAGACGCCUAAAAAAUCAAUUAAAGAUCAAAUUGAGGAACUUAAAGUAGAUCAAAUGUCCUUAGGCCUCCAAUUUGUUGAGUUAAAAGUUUGCGAAGAUCUGAUUCGUGUCAAAAUGACCAAGUUAUUGGAUGAUGCAAUGGAUCUUCGAAAAGAUAUGGAUGAAUUUGAUGCACUCAAAGCCGAUUGGCGACAGAAAUACGAGCAAAUCAAGCAAAAAAUAAGGAAUCUUCAAAUACAAUAAAAUUGAUUUAA